CUCUCUCUUUCUGAGAGGGAUUGUAUGACAGCUUUUGCUGCUGCUGGCAGAGAGAGUGGAGACCGUGAGGGAGAGGGAAAGUCUGUUAUUCAGAGCAAGCUGCCACCUCUUCCCUAUAGGUUUCUCUACACCCUCCAGGACUGGAGAACAGCAGUAGUCACACACAGGGAAUCGGCAAGAUUGACAAAGUCAGGAUUUGCUUGUUGUGUUGAUUUUCCCAACCUGGAGGCGAGAAGUGGACUGUUUUGACUGAGGCUAGCAUUGAGCCUUACCUUAUCUUGGCAGGAAUUAACUUUCCUAAGAGGACACUUUGACAGUACUACUUACUUGGGCGGCCAAAUGAACUGUUCGGCCUGAGGAGCGAAGGGCACGAGCAUAGAUCCAGAGAGACAGAGAGAGAGGGGUAGCUCAAUCAUUCAGCAAACCUCUCCACUUCCAUCAUGAGCUGGGACUGAAUAGUUACGUCUACAGCUUCAUUUUAUGGUGUAAGCAAAGGCUACUGGACAUAUCGUCAGCAUGGACGCAAAGAGGAAAGAGAUGGACCUCCUGAGCAACAGCAUAGCUGCCUACGCACACAUCAAAGAGAACCCAGAGAGCUUUGGGCUGUACUUUGUGAUCGGGGUUUGUUUCGGCCUGGUCCUCACCCUCUGCCUCCUGGUCAUCCGGAUCUCCUGCAAGCCCCGCACCAACAUCCCGGCCUCCACGCCCGAGAAGAAACACUUAAAGGACUUCAGUGAGGACGAAUGUGAUGAAGAUAGCGAGGAUGAGGAUGAGGAAGAGGAGGGUGACGUCGAAGCACCUGCCCCCCUGCCCACCACAGAGAUUCCCAUUGGCAACCACCACAACCACAGCCAAUCGGACGGGACACUGAGCGUUAACGUGUUCACGUCGGCCGAGGAGCUAGAGCGGGCACAGCGAUUGGAGGAGAGGGAGCGAAUCAUACGGGAGAUCUGGAGGAAUGGGCAGCCUGAUAUCCUAGGUUCAGGAACAGGCACUAUAGGUCGGGUGCACUACUACUAACGUCCAGUACUACGGGGCCACUGAAUGGACAUACUAUAUAGAACUAUGGUGCUAUGGAAUCAGGGGGUACACGAUGGUCCACACCCGCCAAAGACAGAUUCCCAUGAGGGGUGUCACUCAUGCUGUUGUAUACAGACAGGUCACAAGUGGCGUGCUACUUCGAUCUGGGAUGUAUUCAGUGAUGUGAAAUGUUCUGAACGUUGCAGAUAGAAAUAUAAUGAAUAGAGCUGACACAAUUCACUAUUCUACCUGAAAGACAAAUAUGUCUGUUCUGCACGAUAAGUUUCUAUCUGAACAUUCUGUAACGUGACAUCCCUCUAAACAGGCCCCUGAAGUGUAAGUCUUGACUCUAUCACUAUGUGAUAGUGGUGUGCUGUGUGAAUGUAGUUCCCCCAUCAACAUUUGUCACCUACUACCACUGCCAUAAUGGAGUUAUACCACAAGGCGCCUUUGAGACCAGUUCUGCUGCUUUGUGAUUUAGGCAUGUGAAUGGGAACAUUUAUCAUAAUUGGAGUCUACAGUGUAGAGAGAUGCCUGAAUAAAGUAUUGCCCUUAGAAAAACACAAAGGGAGUAGGGAAGGACUAAUACAGCCAUUGACAAAUAGCCAGAGAUACUGUAGGGAGUAGGGACCAAGUAUUUUGCAAUGAGAGGUCACUUCCUUUUGUUUGCUAUGGGGCCAUGUUUCCCUCAACACUGGUGAGUUUACAGCGGGACAGCGCCGUGAGCUGUUUGUCAUUAUAUUAGGAAAUGAUCCUCAAUGCUUUAGAGUGGUCUUGGAACCUUCUGUGAGGAAAUAGCUUUGCCUAAGUAAGAAAAUAGAAAUAGAUUCGGUGGGACCAUUUUUCACCUGAUGUCAAGUCAUUUUGGAAUUGGACUGCUCAGUUUGCUCAGUUUAAGGACACAGUUUUAGAAUGUUUGCAGAACCAAUUACACUAGGGGAAAUUAAGUAAUUAAAGUGUGAAACUCAAAAGGCCUUGUGGUUGUUUCUGUUACACCUAAUGUCUUUUAGACAAACAAUGCUCUUUCUUAAAAUGUCCCUGGACUAUGUAUUUUGAAUAUACUGUACAAUAUAAAGAUUGUCUAGGGCUGAAAUGUAACAACUGAAAAACCUCAGUUGAACCAUUUAAUUACAAUGGAUUGUAAGGUCACUCAUAGUGAAUUGUUAUUCUUAAUCAAUUGCUCCCAUGUGUGCCUUGAAAUGUUAAAUAGAUAUGAUUUUUAUAAUACAAUAUCUUGAAAACUUGUUUGCUAAAUGUUUUGGCAAAACCCAGUGGUCUAUCUAAACGAAAUAAAGUCUUAUUUUAUUGUCUGAAAUAAAACACAGGACAAAAGGA
Molecule: messenger RNA, 2355 nt
Organism: Salvelinus namaycush (lake trout)
Lineage: Eukaryota; Metazoa; Chordata; Actinopteri; Salmoniformes; Salmonidae
Product: protein eva-1 homolog B-like
Exons: 4
Coding region: 517-1020 (167 amino acids)
Source: RefSeq, a predicted model, not a curated record